GGCUCGUCUCUUUUGCACCCAAUCCUCAAUCAAACACUCUCUGUUGUAAAGCCAAGUCAUAGUCGUUUUACUGCCACAUUUCUUUAUCAGUCUGAUCGCGACCGUUUGCGACUUGCGACCUCAAAACCACACAUAGAUAGGAUAGCAUCACAUUUUAUUUUUUAGUUUUAAAACUCAAAUUUGCAGACGAGGUCACCAAGAUGUCGAGCACCGGGCAGCCACUGGACACGAACUGCAUGACCUUAACUCGGUAUGUCUUGGCUGAGCAGCGCAAGGUGCCGGGAGCCACCGGCGACCUGACGCAGCUCCUCAACAGUCUUCAAUCAGCCAUCAAGGCGGUCAGCUCGGCCGUGAGGAAAGCCGGCAUAGCCAAGUUGUUUGGCAUAGCCGGAGAGACGAAUGUGCAGGGUGAGGAGGUGAAGAAGUUGGACGUCUUGUCCAACGAGCUGUUCAUCAACCUGUUGCGCUCAUCCUUUACUACCUGUCUGCUGGUCAGUGAGGAGAAUGAGGCGGUCAUCGAGGUCGAAACUGACAGACAGGGCAAAUACGUGGUUUGCUUUGACCCCCUUGAUGGAUCUUCCAAUAUUGACUGUCUCGUCUCGAUUGGAUCAAUUUUUGCCAUUUACAAGAAGUCACAUGAUUGUACCCCUAGUGUGGCUGAUGCUCUACAGCCUGGAAAUAAAUUGGUCGCUGCUGGUUACGCUCUGUACGGAAGCGCCACAAUGAUGGUCCUUUCCACUGGACAAGGAGUGAAUGGCUUCAUGCUGGACCCCGCUAUUGGUGAGUUUGUGUUGACCGAUCCGAACAUGCGCAUCCCAAGCAGAGGCAAAAUCUACAGCAUCAACGAGGGCUAUGCUCAUUUAUGGGAGCCUGCAGUUGCCGAGUACGUUGCCAGCAAGAAAGACCCUGCCAAGGGAAAAAUCUACGGUGCUCGAUAUGUAGGGUCGAUGGUUGCUGAUGUGCACCGUACUCUCAAGUAUGGAGGAAUCUUCAUGUACCCCGCCACUAAGGAUGCUCCCAAGGGCAAGCUGCGCCUGCUUUACGAGUGCAACCCAAUGGCCUACAUCAUUACACAGGCUGGAGGACUGGCUUCAAAUGGAAAAAUUCCGACCCUAGACAUUGUGCCUGAUUCCAUCCACCAGCGAGCUCCCAUCUUUCUUGGUUCCAAAGAUGAUGUUCAGGAUGUACUGGACAUUAUCAAGAAACACUCGGUCUAAUUUUUUAAGACUGAAUUAGGGUGCUGCAGGUUGCAUUUUCCAGCAAGACUGAAUUAAGUGCCCAAUUCCUUAUACAAAAUUUUUGUCAAUUUUUGUAUUCCAAUAAUCAUACCUGUUACUGCGUUAAAAAAGUUUAUUCCAAAUAAAUAUGCUGUUGAGAUUUAAUUCUAAAAGCAAUAAAGGUUUAUGUGGGUAUUCCUAAAAUUGUAA
This is a messenger RNA of Neocloeon triangulifer, 1427 nucleotides long. RefSeq names its product fructose-1,6-bisphosphatase 1 (gene fbp). Gene Ontology annotation, biological process: fructose 6-phosphate metabolic process; gluconeogenesis; fructose metabolic process. The record is from RefSeq and is a predicted model, not a curated record. Gene Ontology annotation, cellular component: cytosol; cytoplasm. The transcript is spliced from 6 exons. The coding region runs from base 201 to 1217 and encodes 338 amino acids. NCBI's taxonomy places the organism in Eukaryota, Metazoa, Arthropoda, Insecta, Ephemeroptera, Baetidae. Gene Ontology annotation, molecular function: fructose 1,6-bisphosphate 1-phosphatase activity.